UAUCAUGUUCAGAGCAUUUGAAAUAUGCUCAAGACUCAUUCAGCAAGGUGUGGUAAUUGGGUUAAUGUGGGUUCCAGCACAUGUUGGUCUGAGGGGAAAUGAGAAGGUGUAUAUCAUCAUAAAUCAGAGGUCAAGGUAAUAGUUUGGAAGUAAUAGAGUAAUAAAGCAAUAGAUAAGUGGCAAGGGAAGUGGAACACUGAAACAAGAGGUAGAUUUCUAUAAAGUUUAAACAACAAAGUUAAUUUAACAAUAAGAAAUAUAGGUAGGUCAAGGAAAGAAGAGGUUAGUUGCAACAGAAUGAGGGUAGGUCAUUCCAACUUAAACAGCACACUAUGAAUAAUAGGAAAACAUCAAAUUGGUUUAUAUGAGCACUGUCAGAUUUAGGAGACUGUAACUCAUGCAAUAUGAGUUCAGGAACUCAGCAUUAAAUAUUUCAUGCACCUGUCAAGUGUACGGGUUGAGCAGAGGAGUUUUCUUUGAGUCCGUGUUUAAUUUGGCCCACAAUCCGGAGCAGAAGGUGGCGGUAAUGCACUUACUAAGCUGGUUGCCAACCGCCGUUAAAAACCAAAGAAGAAGAAAACUGCCGUUUGGAUGUUUGGCGCGUACAGCUAACUAGCUAGGAAGGAGUGCUGACGAAACGGAGUAAAACAACACAGUAACAAGGGGGAAACAGGGUGCUGAACCACCAUGUUAGACGGUGGCCAAUUUGUGGAGGCGCUGGGUCGUCUAGGUUAUCCUGAUGCAUCAUCACUGAAGGCCUCAGAGUUCGAUUGGCUGUUUGACUGUGCCCCGGAGAACCUUCACUUUUUGCGCUUUGUCUGUCGGACCCUCAACCGGAACAAUGUUCUGACUGUGGAGGAAGCACGUGCUUUUCAAGAAUUAAGGAAGUCCGGCAAACCAAUUCUUGAUGAAGCAGCCUUGGGCGAGGUCCUAAAAACUAUUGGCCCUUCAGAUGGUAGCAGUGGAAACAUCUUAGGGCUCUCUUCUUCAUCUUCAUCCUCUGGGUUUGCAGCAGAGGGGGAUGUGGCCAUAGAGGAUUUGGAGGCAGAGCUCCAGGCACUGCGUAAAGAGAAGGAGCUGAAGCAGCGACGCUAUAACAGGUUGCAGAUUGUGGCUACAUCCCGUGCAGAUGUUGACCUAAGACUUGGUGUAGAGCUUGAGAGUGCUGUGUGUAAGCUAAAGGAGUGCAGUAGUUUUAUUGGAGCCGAAAAUGCUGAAACCAACACUCUGUUACAAAACCUAACAGAUGAGGUUAGCAAACUUGCUUCAUAUCUCCCUGCUCAGCCAGAAACCAAGCAAAAAGCAGCAGGAGAACCUAUGGCCCCAUCAAACCCCUCUGUCGCCAAAAGGCCCACUGUCCUCCUCUCUCAGCAGUCCUUGGAUCCCUACCUGCAUCAGGAGGAACUCAACACUAAAACACUUGCCACCUUCACUCAGAAGCAUUUCUUCCAGGGCAUCUCUGACAUUGUUGAGACGUCUUGCUCCGAGCGCUUCCAGGUCCUUGACCUCAGUUCUUGUGAAGAUGAAGAGGAGAAAGAGAUAGAGCAAGAGGGAAGAGAGAGGGAGGAGCGAGUGGUGGAGCGUAGGAGGACGGAGAUGGCCAGACUUCAGUGGUCUCAUAUUGUGACCCAACACCAACUGAUGCAGGCCAUGGCGGAGGAGAACAGUGUCAAGGCUGGACUGGAAUUUCUUUCGGAGAACUCAUCUCAUACCAAGAGCAUUUCCACCUCCUCGUCACUACAUGUGCGUGAAGUCGUGUCCAGGAAGGAGCUGCAGGCUGUGGAGGCUGAGCUGGAGGCUCUCCUCCAUGGACCGCUACCCGCUGCCCUUAGGGAGUCAGCCAGGCUGCUUAAUGUGCCAGUGGUGAGAGGAGACCUGGCUCUGCAACUGGCCAGGCAGGACUACUACACCUCCAGACAGGAUAAGGUUCGUGAUUACUUGCUCCGUCAAAAGGCGUCCUUUGACCUGGUCCUUCUGGCUCAGGAGAUGGAGUUGAGGAGGUGGAGGACGUGUCUGAAGAAGCUGGGAGAAGUAAACAACAGAAUGGUGAAGGAAGGUGAAGCAGCAGCCCUCAGGAUUGAGUCCUUGGCACACCCUGAUCUGUCCAUUAACCCCAGGCCCAAUCCAAUCAUCAGCUGCAAGGAUGCAGCCUUCAGCAGACUGCUCCAGAUCCUCGACCAUGAUUCAGACCAUGGCCGAUCAGAGCCUUUUCGGACAUAUGAAGCGUUGGACCAGGCUGCUUGUGACCUUGGAGGCAACCUCCAGGUGACCCGAGAUGCUCUAGCCAGUGCUGGCCGUGAACAGUACUACACAGCUGCUCGUCUUUAUGGCGACUGUGAGGCACUCCACAGGGCCAUGUACACAGAGCUUCAGCAGCUGGUCUUAGAGCCGCAGGUACGUCCAACGGCCAUAACUGACCAGGAGCUGCUCUGCCCCAAUGCACAGGAGCUGACAGCAAAGCUUGUGGAAGCAGAGUCUCAGCUGCAGAGUUUGCAGCAUGUAAUGCAAGAAAUCAUGGGGGAGGUUAAAGCCAAGCGUUCUCAGCUGGAGCGCAAUGCCCUCCUCAGGCGAGAGAGACAAUUAUACAUCUAUUUUCACUUGGAUGCCCGCCUAUUGCAGAAAAUAGUGGAAGAUCUGGAGAGCAAAAUGGCAGCGAAGAGAAGGCAGUGAUACUCGAAGCUAGCAGAAUGGGGAGCUUUUACUGCUAGCUCAAACUCAGUGUGUAGUUUCUGUGCUGAGGGAGAAAGCCUGUGUAAUUAAAGCUGAGAUAGAGAAUCUGAUCUGUGAAAAACACUGUGUGCCUUCGGUGGAGGAUUACUGAUUAACCCCUGCUCUGCUACAAUGUGUGAAACCUACUCAGAAUUUGAAACUUAACUUGGUUUGUGUGGGAGACGGAGAUCAAUCCCUUGAGUCCUCAUUGACGCAUCUUUGGGACAACACUCAACUUGGGAAAAAGUUUGGUUGUAUAAGAGCAGUGCUGUCUAUACGGUGACUGGGAUUCAUUUGAGUGUGUAUAUUUCAAACAAAGAAUUUUACAUAAACUAACAGAAAAAUUUUGGAAUUCCGUAUCUUGUGAUGUUCUAAAAUUUCCUACUCCCUCUUUAUUUUAAGUCAUCUGAUAAAUAAAGUAAAAUGUUAUCUUUA
Molecule: messenger RNA, 3144 nt
Organism: Seriola aureovittata
Lineage: Eukaryota; Metazoa; Chordata; Actinopteri; Carangiformes; Carangidae
Gene: haus3
Product: HAUS augmin-like complex, subunit 3
Exons: 6
Coding region: 688-2670 (660 amino acids)
Biological process (GO): centrosome cycle; spindle assembly
Cellular component (GO): HAUS complex; centrosome; mitotic spindle
Source: RefSeq, a predicted model, not a curated record